Molecule: messenger RNA, 687 nt
Organism: Andrographis paniculata
Lineage: Eukaryota; Viridiplantae; Streptophyta; Magnoliopsida; Lamiales; Acanthaceae
Product: prefoldin subunit 2
Exons: 2
Coding region: 68-499 (143 amino acids)
Biological process (GO): protein folding
Cellular component (GO): prefoldin complex; cytoplasm
Molecular function (GO): protein folding chaperone
Source: RefSeq, a predicted model, not a curated record
GCAGGCCGACUUGUUUUGCCACUUCAAUUCUCUCGAGUUUCUUCUUACACUACCGAAGACUGACGUUAUGGCCACAUCCGAAGGAAAUAAUAAGGAGCCAAUGAACGAACAAGCUGUUGCCAACAUUUAUGCAUCCAUGAGGACUGACAUCAAUCAAAUUUAUUCCAAGAUAACCGAACUCGAAAUGGAGGUUAGUGAGCAUUCUCUUGUCAUCAAUGCCAUACAACCCCUUGAUCCGUCAAGGAAAUGCUACCGUAUGAUUGGAGGCGUUCUUGUCGAGCGAACCAUUAAAGAAGUUCUACCAGCUGUCCAACGAAAUAAGGAGGGGCUUGACGAGGUAAUCGCUCGGCUCACUGAAGCCUUGGAGAAGAAGAAGAAGGAGGUAGCUGAAUUCGAGGCCAAAUACAAAAUCAGAAUUAGAAAGGGCGACAGCGAAAUGAAAGACGAGAGCGGUAAGAAGGAAGGGAAUGCUCAGGGGGUCCUCGUCGGCCCUGCCUAGUUCGAUUUCUGUUAACCUUAUUUUUGUGUGUGUGAAUUAUGAAGCCCGUUGGAUUGUGACAAAAUUCUUGAUGUAAUUCAAUGGCUGUCUUGAGGUAGAUUUAACACUGUUAUAAUUUAUCCUUCUUGAAUGUGUCCAAGGAUUUUCUCAGUUUUGGUCCAUAAUAGAUUGUUAGAUGUUGCAAAGGA